Molecule: messenger RNA, 2242 nt
Organism: Galeopterus variegatus (Sunda flying lemur)
Lineage: Eukaryota; Metazoa; Chordata; Mammalia; Dermoptera; Cynocephalidae
Gene: SLC11A1
Product: solute carrier family 11 (proton-coupled divalent metal ion transporter), member 1
Exons: 15
Coding region: 94-1749 (551 amino acids)
Biological process (GO): metal ion transport
Cellular component (GO): plasma membrane
Molecular function (GO): iron ion transmembrane transporter activity; cadmium ion transmembrane transporter activity; manganese ion transmembrane transporter activity
Source: RefSeq, a predicted model, not a curated record
ACUCACUCGCACCAGCGCCCAGACAGGGGCGCAGGCUGAGGAGCUGCCCAGCCCGUCUCUCACACUCAGAGAGUAGCUGAAGCCUGCAACCUCAUGACAGGUGACAGCAGCCCCCAAAGGCUGAGCAGGCCCAGCUAUGGCUCCAUCUCCAGCCCACCUGACCCAAGACCACAGCAAGUGCCUCCCAGAGAGACCUACUUGAGUGAGAAGAUCCCCAUCCCGGACUCGAAACCGGGCACAUUCAGCCUGCGGAAGCUGUGGGCAUUCACAGGACCUGGCUUCCUCAUGAGCAUCGCCUUCCUGGACCCAGGAAACAUCGAGUCAGAUCUUCAGACUGGUGCCGUGGCUGGAUUCAAACUGCUCUGGGUGCUGCUGUGGGCCACAGUGAUGGGAUUGCUCUGCCAGCGACUGGCUGCCCGGCUGGGCGUGGUGACAGGCAAGGACCUGGGCGAGGUCUGCCAUUUCUACUACCCUAAGGCGCCCCGCACCCUCCUCUGGCUGACCAUCGAGCUAGCCAUCGUGGGCUCAGACAUGCAGGAGGUCAUUGGCACGGCCAUUGCAUUCAACCUGCUCUCGGCUGGACGAAUCCCGCUCUGGGGUGGUGUCCUCAUCACCAUCGUGGACACCUUCUUCUUCCUCUUCCUCGAUAACUACGGUUUGAGGAAGCUGGAAGCCUUUUUUGGAUUCCUUAUUACCAUUAUGGCCUUGACCUUCGGCUAUGAGUAUGUGGUGGCACGUCCUGCACAGGGAGCGCUCCUUCGGGGCCUGUUCCUGCCCUCAUGUCCCGGCUGCGGCCAGCCCGAGCUGCUGCAAGCUGUGGGCAUUGUUGGCGCCAUCAUCAUGCCCCACAACAUCUACCUGCAUUCGGCCCUGGUCAAGUCUCGAGAGAUAGACCGGGCCCGCCGGGUGGACAUCCGAGAAGCCAACAUGUACUUCCUGAUUGAGGCCACCAUUGCCCUGUCUGUCUCCUUCAUCAUCAACCUCUUUGUCAUGGCUGUCUUUGGGCAGGCCUUCUACCAGCAAACCAACCAGGAUGCGCUCAACGUCUGUGCCAACAGCAGCCUUCACGACUACGCCGACAUCUUCCCCAAGAUCUUCUCCAAGAAAAACCAGACCGUGGCGGUGGACAUUUACCAAGGAGGCGUGAUUCUGGGCUGCCUCUUCGGCCCCGCGGCCCUCUACAUCUGGGCCGUGGGUCUCCUGGCAGCGGGGCAGAGCUCCACCAUGACGGGCACCUACGCGGGACAGUUCGUGAUGGAGGGCUUCCUGAAGCUGCGGUGGUCACGCUUCGCCCGUGUCCUCCUUACCCGCUCCUGUGCCAUCUUGCCCACUGUGCUUGUGGCCAUCUUCCGGGAUCUGAAGGACCUGUCAGGUCUCAAUGACCUGCUCAACGUGCUACAGAGCUUGCUGCUGCCCUUUGCUGUGCUGCCCAUCCUCACGUUCACCAGCAUGCCCGCCCUCAUGCAAGAGUUUGCCAAUGGCCCGCUGAGCAAGGUCAUCACAUCCUCCAUCAUGGCCCUCAUCUGCACCAUCAACCUCUACUUUGUGGUUAGCUACCUGCCCAGCCUCCCCCACCCUGCCUACUUCGGCCUUGUAGCUCUGCUGGCUGUCGUCUACCUGGGUCUCACUAUCUACCUGGUCUGGACUUGUUGCAUUGCCCACGGAGCUACCUUUCUGGCCCACUGCUCCCACCAACACUUCCUGUAUGGGCUCCCUGAAGAGGAGGAGAAGGGGGAGACCUCUGGAUGAGCUCCCACCCAAAGCCUGGCUGGCAGAUGGACUGAGUGGGGCAGACUGCGCUGCUGGACAUGGAGGGGGCGCAGGCAGCAAGACAGAGUGGGAGAGUUUUGGAGGCAGGCCAACUGGGGUCCUUAGGGACCUACUGUUUCCUAGCUUAGACAAGGGAUUAGCCUUUGGGUUUCAGUGUCAUCAUCUGUAAAAUAGGGAAGACAUCAACCUUGCCAUGGAUGUAAAGCACUUUAACAUAAUGCCUGGCAUUUGGGACUUAAAAAAAAAACAUCCAAAAAUAUUUAUUGAGCACCUACAGGAGUGACCUGACAGAUGGGGGGAGAGGGGGAGGAAGGAGAAAACAGGCUCAAACUAGCACCUAAAAUACAGUCUGAUGAAUGCUAAAUAAAUACUAGUUCACUUCUCAUGCAAAAGAGCUGGGAAUGGAACCUCGGAAGGACGAAAUCUCUAGAGCACCAAGACCACCCUACCCAAAUAUAUCCUACUCUCUGCA